GAGGGAUUUAGAGUGAAUAUAGAAACAUUUCGAGAAUUGCAGAGGGAGCUAUUGGAGUGAGUGAUGCUGCCACAUCUGCCGAAAGAUAUAACCGAGAAGAGAUUAGAGCACUUCAUCAUUAAUACGAAGCUGAGUCUGAAACAAGCCAAACAGAAACUAGACGUGUACUACACGGUUAGGGGACUUGUGCCUGAGCUUUUCACCAACCGAGAUCCAAUGUGCAAGGAUCUCAUUCGACUACGCCAAACUUUGUAUCCAAUGGAUUGCUCUGGCCAGGCUGACUCCAGAGAAAUACAGAGAAAUACAUCGACCCUCGAGUCUCUCUCCCCAUUCAUACCCAGAUCCGUCCUACCCGCUGACUACGGCGGGGAUCAAGCCACCAUGGAUGAACUAUCAGAAAGUUGGGAGCUGAAGUUGGCAGAAUGGCGAGACGGGUUCAUAAUCCAGGAGAAUGUUCUCGUGGACGAGUCGCGGAGAGAGGAAACCAUCGACGAUAAUGAAUUGUUUGGAUUUUCCGGAUCCUUUCGUAGGCUUGAUAUUGAUUGA
Messenger RNA from Diachasma alloeum, 546 nucleotides. RefSeq lists its product as uncharacterized. NCBI's taxonomy places the organism in Eukaryota, Metazoa, Arthropoda, Insecta, Hymenoptera, Braconidae. The transcript is spliced from 4 exons. Gene Ontology annotation, cellular component: membrane. The coding region runs from base 64 to 546 and encodes 160 amino acids. The record is from RefSeq and is a predicted model, not a curated record. Gene Ontology annotation, molecular function: phosphatidylinositol bisphosphate binding.